AUGUUGAGUCAGGCACCUUUUAACAAUCUCCCACCUAACGUCCUUUUCAUUUCUGUUGAUUGUGAUUCUGUCUUACCAUUAAGUUAUUUGUCAUCUGCCGGAUAUAAUAUAUUUGUGGCUAAGAAGAAAAAUACAAAUGGCUAUUUGAGUUAUACGCCAUUUGCUUAUGCCACGUGGUUGUGGAAUGAUUCACAGAAAGGAACCGAUGCGUAUGAGAAAUAUUGUCAGGAACAUGGUUUCAUAUUGAGUAUGAAUAAUACUUUCUCUUCUUCUUCUACUACUGCUUUUUCUUCUAUAUUGAUGUUGAGUUAUAUAGCUGAUCUGUGCGCUCCUCAAACCAAUACUAUCGGAUCUCGAUCGACGGACAAAAUAGUCAGACGAAGCGAGGAAGAACCUUAUCUAUGGAUCCCAAUUCAGUUUCUCGACCAAACUGUCAUAGCUAUCUUCAAGUGUCUUGGUCUUCUUUGUCCGACAGCGAAGAAAACUUCGGUGACUUUAUACCAACCGGACGAAGAAGAAGAUGUUGCCAUGAAAGACGAUGGUGUCGUUGUGUUGACUAGAGGCCGCAUGAAGGCCAGAGCUAAGAAAAAGGAUAAAGAAAACACUAGUAAAGGUCGACCUGGCCAAACUAAUAAAUUACUCAACGCAGCAAUAGAAACUUCUGUCUUGAACAAGGAGCAAAUAGAAAUUUCUGGGGAUUAAGAAGAAGUCAUGGAAUCAAAAGCUCCCAAGAGACUUAUUAUGCACUAGUUUAAUACCAAUGAGGCGUUCAAAGUCGUACCUUGCUUAUUUUUGCUUCCUCCUUUUCUUAAUUUCUUUCAAGACAUCAAUAUUUGACCCAAAGGUGUAUGUAUAUAUAUGUCUUUUAUAAACGAGUAACUCAAGACCAUAA
Camelina sativa (false flax) is the source of this 892-nucleotide messenger RNA. RefSeq lists its product as uncharacterized. NCBI's taxonomy places the organism in Eukaryota, Viridiplantae, Streptophyta, Magnoliopsida, Brassicales, Brassicaceae. The record is from RefSeq and is a predicted model, not a curated record. Gene Ontology annotation, biological process: innate immune response.